UGGGAAGGCGAGGGGUUUUGGGUGGGUCAAGCAUGCCACGUCGAUUUGCUCGUGCGCGCGCGUUUUUGCCGGGCGCGGCACCUUCCCCGCCAAUUUCCCGCGCCAUAAAUUCGCCACGGCCGUCGCUGCGAGAGAAGGCAGGUCAUCCAUUCCAAGAUCAUCGCUGGUCCAUGCAUGCAAAUCAAGGAGUAUAGUAUAUAUUAAUUAGGAAGCUAAGCAGCCGCAGGAUUCCCGCCGGCGGGUAUCACGAGAUGAGAUUGAUAUCGUCUGCUAGCAUUCCGCGCUAGCUUCCUGCCUUCACCUAUAAAUUCUACUCCUGACCAGCAGCAUUAUCAAGCAAUCUGAUUACACCCUUCCACACGAAUCCCUUCACUCCAUCCGCCGGCGGCCAUGGAGAUGGAGUCCACCAUCAUCGUGCCCUCCUCGUCGUCGUCGUCAGUCGACUCCAACAUCGGCCCCAUCGCGCUGUCAUCCGACGACAGCGGCGGUGACACCAACAGCAACCGGCUGGCAGCGGCGCGCAAGCGCAAGAGGCUGGGCCCGACCUACAAGCUCUGGGGCUUCGGCGACGAGCGCACCAUCCUCAUGGAGCUCGCCGCCGGCCUCCGCGAGUCCGGCCGGCUGCCAUUGCCGUUCGAGCUCCUCCGCACCCUGGAAGCCAAAGGCGUUCUCAACCGGCGGAACGUCACCCGCGAAGAAAUCAGCAGCAAGCUCCACGGCCUCAAGACCAAGUUCCUCUCGGCCAUCAACAAGGGCGGCCCGGGCCACAAAUCCCGCGACCAGAAGCUCUACGAGCUGUCCAAGGAGGUCUGGCCGGAGUUGCUCCUGAAGGCGCCGGAGCUUAUUUGAUUUCCCUUCUCUAUUAAAGUUACCAAUUAUCAGUUGCCACAACUCUCUUCGGUUAAAUUAAAAAUGCCUAUUUCCUUCAUCAA
Messenger RNA from Setaria italica (foxtail millet), 932 nucleotides. RefSeq lists its product as uncharacterized. Lineage: Eukaryota; Viridiplantae; Streptophyta; Magnoliopsida; Poales; Poaceae. The coding region runs from base 391 to 849 and encodes 152 amino acids. The transcript has 2 exons. The record is from RefSeq and is a predicted model, not a curated record.